AUUUGUAAAUAAAUCCCAGUCCGGAGCCUGUGCCACUUCCACGUCCCUACAGGAUUUUUCCGAUCCCGGAAAACAGCGGGGAAGCGCGGAAAGACGGACUAGGGCAGAGAGAUACAAUGAAAAUACUCUUCUGGAUCAUACUCAUAUCGAGUGUACUCUGCGACGAUUCCGAGGACUACUCGGGCGAGAACGAAGACGAUGCCAAAGUCUACAAAAACCCCAGAAACUCGCCCAGCGUCGAGUGCCCGAGGGACGAAGAGCACGCCGAGUUCCUCGGUCAAAAAUGUCUGAGAAAGUGUUCAAAUGACGAAGACUGCAAGUCGAAGAAGAAAAAGUGCAUCUGUGACGGUGUCUGUGGCAUGUCUUGCAUAAAACCAGAGCGCGAGUGCCCAGAACUGAGAAACCCCGACAAGGGGACCGUGGUGGUGACGGGCAAACUCUUCGGCGACCGGGCCACCUACGAGUGCGAACCCGGCCACCACCUGGUGGGCCUGAAAGAACGGACCUGCAGGGGCGACGGCGAGUGGUCGGGGGUCGAGCCGCAAUGCAAGCACAUAGCCGUUUUCUGCAAGGAGCCGCCCGUCAUGGAAUACGCCAGGCACAACGCACUCCCGGAGCAGACGACUUUCCCUCUCGAGUCGGUCCUGCAGUACCAGUGCGUCCUCGGAUACACGACCAACGGAUUUCCAAAAGCCAAAUGCCUGGCUAUAGACAAGCGUCCUUCUUGGUUCGGGCCAGACAUCAGUUGCCAACCUAAAAGUUGCGGACCGCCGACUGACCCGAGCAACGGAUGGCAUUCUGGCCAGUGCUACACGUACGGCUGCAGGAUCGAGUACCACUGCAUCAAAGGGUACGAGCUGGUCGGGAGAGGCGAAAGGACCUGCCAAGCGGACGCGACCUGGAUGCCGAGGGACCUGCCGGCCUGCGUUCUUGUUACAGCCGUCGAAUGCCCCGUCCCCGAAAAUCCACAGUACGGGACGGCUCAUUUCACCACUUGCCAGUACAACGCGGUCGUCAGCUACGAAUGCCGCUACGGUUACACGCUCGUUGGAGAACGGACCCGAAGGUGCGGCGAGGAUCGAAAAUGGUCUGGGACCACUCCGAAAUGCAAAGCUGUGGACUGCGGGCAACCUGGUCAGCUUUACCAAGGUUGGAUCGAGAACAUCGAAGGCGGGACGGCUCUCGGAGCUUCGGUCAUAUUCAGGUGCAGGGAGGGAAUGCUGCUCGUCGGAAACACUUCCGCAGUCUGCCAACUCGAUGGCACUUGGACCUACCCCGUCCCUCAGUGUUUGGCACCCUGCGUGAUUCCGAAGGUAGAUCAAGGAAGAGUGAUUUUUGAAUCAAAUUCGACGCUGAAUCAAAUCCCACAUGGAGAAGAACUGAAUCUGACUUGCGAGACACGAUACGAGCCCAACACUUUUGACUCACCACUAAAGUGCAACAACGGCUCCUGGGAGAUCAUGCCUAAAUGCAUCCCAGCCAGAUGCAAAUACCUGCCUAAGGCUCCGAAAAACGGCAUGGUCAUCGCACCCAAAACAGAACAUGGAAUGAAGGCUCGGUUCAGUUGCAAGGACGGUUACACUCUCAAAGGAGAAGGUACGACGGAGUGCAGAUACGGCAAUUGGACCGGUGAAAUCCCGUACUGUCAGGAAGUAUACUGCCCAUUUCCUGGUUAUGUCGAAAACGGUAAGAUACUCUUAGUCGGGAAUAUGGGGCUGUAUGAUUACAGGCCGUACGUGAGAAAAGUGAACAACAACAAGCAAGUCAUGUACGAGUGCAACAAAGGUUUCACCUUGCUCGAAGGGCCUCCGGGUGCAACUUGCGUGGCCGGAGCCUGGAGCCCUAAACAACUCCCCAAGUGUGUUCCCGGACUCCAUCCGAGGCUGAGGUGGUCCAGGAAGAAGCGAUCCCUGAUGACUUUGCGCCGAUUGAAACGCCGGUUAAAACGAGCUCUGAGUGGCCAGAACACCCAGGUGUUGAGGAAACCAGCGACGGGCUCCAGCAAGCCAGACCCGCAAGGGACGGGUCGUGGGCGCGCAGGUGGGAAAGGAAGCGGGUCGGGCAAAGAAUCCGGUGGAGAAGGAGACGAAGAAGAGGAGGAAGAAGGAGAUAAGUCGACCAAAAAAGAAGGGGAGAAGAAAAAGAAGAAAAAGCCGUCGAGGAAACUCCCACCUGGAGGGCCCUGCUCGCUCAUAACCAUUGAAAACUAUAUGAAACUUGACAUAUUGAAGAAAGGCCGGGAUAACAACAACACGUACCCCCACGGUACGCUGGUACGUCUGACGUGCGCCACCGGAUACAGUUCCAAUCUACCCAACGGUACAGCUAAGUGCGUACGAACGAAAUGGAAACCGGCUAAGCCGUUGUGCGGAGUCUCUCCGUGCAAAAUACCGGAAACGCAGCAUGGCAUUUUCAGCAAAGGUGGGUCUAGCCUAGCGGUAGCUGGCCAGACGCUCAACAACACGAGUGACGUUCCCCAUGCGGAGAUUGUCGACGUCAGUUGUUCGCCUGGCUACAAUCUCCAAGGAAGCGCCAACAUGAAAUGUUGGCAUGGACAAUGGGACGCCCCCAUCCUUCCGACAUGCACGCCAGCACCGUGCCAGCUGCCUGUAAUCCCUCACGGUCAGUACCUUCUCGGAUAUCGGCCAGGGCUCACGAUCGGCAACGGUAGCUCGGUACGCUUCCAAUGUGACACCGAAUACAAAGCAUCCACAGUCGCGCCUCUCACCUGCAUCCUCGGCGAGCUCCGUCCUACCAUGCCUCACUGCAAGACCGAUCCGGGCAGCAUGUUUAUGGCAGGAAGCGAUAUCACCAAAGCAGGACAAAUGGGUGCUAUCGACUACGUCUCCGGUCUGAGAGGCUCAUGUGCUCCGCCUGACAGGGUCCAAGGUACUCUCGUCUAUAAGAACGGUGAGCCUUUGGCCGAAGCUGAAAAAAAUGUUGAUUUUUUAAAAAGUUUUCCAGACGGCACCGAAGUGACUUUUAAUUGUAUAGCGUCUAUUAUGGGUGAGAAGAUUACCUGGAGGAUCAUUUGUGAAGACGGAAGUUGGCUAGGCCAUUCAUUGAACUGUGAAUUGGACGACAGUGCAAAGCAAGGAUCAGCAUCAGCGCCAAGGGACAAUACUACUUGCCUUUUCACAAAUUCUGAACCACACGUUUCUACCUUCUACCUGGACCAACUCCUAACUGAAGACACUGUCGAAUUCCCGAGUGGUGCCGAGCUCCAAUUCAGAUGCGUGGAUAUAGGAAAAUUUGCGAUGAUCGGCUCCAACAGAAGAAGAUGUAACAAUGGACAGUGGGAUGGUGUCAGGCCUGCGUGCUUCGGACUUAACCAGCAGAACGACUACUUACUGGAAAAACCACCUACCAUCCUCUUUAGGCACGAACUCGGCCCGAUAGCACAGUCCAACGACGGAAAGCUAAUCGUCUUUCCAGGUACUAUACUGCACAUGGAAUGUCUAUGGAUAAGGCGCUUCGGAACACCCAAAUGGGUCGUCAGCCACAACUAUAGAAAAUAUCCGGAGAGCUGGAACAACGAGUCGGGACGAGACCCACAGCUUGAAUACAGGUUGAGUAUACUACAUGCCACGAAAGACGAUUCGGGAACUUUCUCUUGUAUUACUCCAACCAGGCAUACACAUUCCGUUGAAAUAGUUGUCGAAGCUGUAUAUUGCCAGCCACUACCACCAAGAAGAGGCCUGAUGAUGAGCACGACUGAGGUUAAAAUGAACACAAAAGUUCUCCUCAGCUGCGCGAACGGCAACGCGCUUAUAGGAUCUCAAGAGUUAGUCUGCCUCCCUUCGGGCAACUGGUCAUCUCCGGUGCCGGUCUGCGAGAGCAUGGAAUGCCCCGAUUUGGGCAACGGGACCGAUCCGAACCUGAGGGCUAGCAUUCUGAGCAGGGAAGUCGGAGGACAGGUCGUCUUCAGCUGCUCCCCGGGUUUCGGGCUCGUAGGGCCGGUCCAUUCGACGUGUCUGCUGACGGGAGAAUGGGCAGGUCCUCUUCCGAUCUGCAAGGAGGUGCAGUGCACAAACCCUGAAGCACCACCGAACGGAUAUUCCACAGGAAACCCGCCUUACAAAGCCGGCGACCUCGUGCAGUUCGCCUGCAACCAAGAUUACAUGAUGGAAGGGCAGCCGAUUAUAGCAUGCCAAGAAAAUGGACGUUGGAGCGGCCCCGUUCCAAAUUGUGUACGUGCAUGCGCCUACCCAGGGACGGUGAUAGCCGGCCGAAUUUCUUCUGUCAAGUUCUACUACCAGAUUGGCGAGACGGUCUCGUUCACGUGCGACGACGGGCUGAAGAUGACCGGUGCCGGGAUGCUGCGCUGCCUGAAGUCGGCCAAAUGGUCAGCCGCCAUACCGACGUGCUCAUGAAUGAAAAUUCCAAUUCCACUCGUCAAAACUUAAACAACGAAUAGUAAUUUUCUUCGGUAGGUCGAUCGAGUGCAAGAACUUUAUAUUGUGAUAGUUCCAUGAAGGUGAUUUCAGUCGAAAAAUCCAUCUACUUGACACCAAGAACCGCUUAGAUCGUACAAAAAUGAAUUCUUCUACUUCUUAUUAUGACCUUUUUUUAAUUUGAAGGAAAAAUAAAUUUCGAAACAAAGUAUUUUUUCAAAGUUACCAAUAUAUAAAUCUUAUU
Messenger RNA from Cimex lectularius (bed bug), 4638 nucleotides. It is a transcript of the gene Hasp, whose product is annotated as complement receptor type 1. Lineage: Eukaryota; Metazoa; Arthropoda; Insecta; Hemiptera; Cimicidae. Gene Ontology annotation, cellular component: extracellular region. Gene Ontology annotation, molecular function: peptidase inhibitor activity. The record is from RefSeq and is a predicted model, not a curated record. The transcript is spliced from 23 exons. The coding region runs from base 117 to 4373 and encodes 1418 amino acids.